This is a messenger RNA of Lepidothrix coronata (blue-crowned manakin), 1944 nucleotides long. RefSeq names its product sterile alpha motif domain containing 13 (gene SAMD13). The record is from RefSeq and is a predicted model, not a curated record. The transcript has 5 exons. Lineage: Eukaryota; Metazoa; Chordata; Aves; Passeriformes; Pipridae. The coding region runs from base 550 to 912 and encodes 120 amino acids. Gene Ontology annotation, molecular function: protein binding.
CCCCCGCGCCGCGGUGAGGGCGGCCCCUGCCCCGGCCCGUCCUGCUGAGGGCACCGAGCGGGCGGGCCAUGGUGGCAAAGGAAUACCUAUUUUAUACAGGGAUACGGCCCAUUCUGCUCUGCAUAAGGCUAGCUUUUGGAGGGCGGAUUCCCUCAGUGGGAAACCACGAAAGUCCUGCGUUGUUUCCUCAUUCAGCUUUCCCUGUGUUUAACCAUGUUUCUACCCAGGACGCUGGAAUAAGGAAGGUUUAAAGGGCUUUAUUUAGCUCUAGGGGAGCUGAAACUCAGUAUCCACUGCACAACUAACAGGGCGCUACACUCUGCCACAUGCAUGGUGCAUUUUGUCUUCAUCUACUGUUUUCAUUGGCAGAGACAAAAAAGAUAGCCUUUUCUGGCCUUUUCCAAUACCCAGAAAACAGGGUCGACUGGUGUCCGAUACCUGCGCUGAGCUCUGUGUGUUUCCCUCUGUGUGACAGCAGAAGGUCCUCUAGAAGGAAUGCAUGUACUGUGUGAGCCUCACUUUAAAUACUCAAAGAAUUAAUUGAAGAACAUGAUGGAAGGAAGGGGAGAGUUUGCUGAAGUAAAAGAAGCCUCUAUCCUCCCCAUGCUAAUUGUUGACAUGGAAAACAAGGAAAAUGGCUCUCUGGAUGUCAAAAAUUCAGUAGAGAACGGGAGGCCUCCAGAUCCUGCUGACUGGGCUGUUACUGAUGUUGUGAAUUAUUUCAGAACAGCUGGAUUUGAAGAACAAGCCAGUGCUUUUCAAGAACAGGAAAUUGAUGGCAAAUCAUUACUGUUGAUGACAAGAAAUGAUGUACUGACUGGACUUUCAUUAAAACUGGGGCCUGCGCUGAAAAUCUAUGAAUAUCACGUAAAACCUCUACAGACACAACAUCUAAAGAACAACUCUUUGUAGCGAAUUGUCUCAUUGGGGUCAUGUUGUACCUCAAAGGAAAAAUAAGCAAUUUGGUUUCAUGUGAUGGAACUUUGUAAAGAGGGAAUAUAUCUAUUAAGAGUUUAAACCAAAUUACAAUAUAUAUCCUAUUGGAUAGAGUUGGCAAUAUACUAUAUACUGAGUCUGAACUGAGAGAGGUGGUGUGUAUUUUUUACAUAGUACAUAAUGAUUUUCUCUUUUAGGAAGUGUCAGUCAGCAUGUUGAGAUAGCUACAUCACUGUAUCCAGAACAUAAGGGAGGUAUGUCAUUCUCAUUUUUGAGCCAGACAAGUUCUUGAUUUCAUUAAUUGAAAUACAAAAAAAAAAAAAUAAAACCAACCCCAAAUAAAGUUUAUAGGCAUCUUUAGGAGAGAGAAACCAGUUAAAGUAGGUUUUGGUUUACACUGAAGACCUAUUAAUAUUAUUCCUACUUUUAAUUUUAGGAUGGGACUGACACUUGCCAAGUCACCCUUUUUUGCAGAGGGUCCUAUUUUGACCUUAUUAAGGUUUACUCGUGGUAUGCUGCAAUGUUUAAAGCUGUACAUACAACUAACAUAACUCCUUCGAUAGCAGAAGGUGUUGCUGACAGGUGAAACUGGGUUGUGUAUUUUUUGCUGUUCUUUAAAUUUUCAACUUGUUUUCACCUGUUUUUAAUAGUAGUCCAAUGUAAAAUAUAGUUGGUUUUUAAAGGUUUGUGUUCCUUUGCAAACAACAACAAAAAAAGCCUAAUUUUAUUUCUUUUUUAAUUUAUGAUUGUUUUCUAACAUUAUGCAGAAAUUUGUAAAAAGUAAAAUUCUGCACAUUUUUAAUACUGUCUGUCUUUGGUGUUGUAAUGAUUGGGGUUUUUUUAAUGCUUUACUUAACAGUUAGAAUACUUGUUUUAAGAACUGAAAGAAGCUGUCUCAUCACCAUACAUCUCUGUUAAAAGAGAGUCUUGUUCAAUCUGUUUGUACCAGUUCCCUAUUUGAUAGGUUGCUUGCUAUAUCCCAAUAAAACAUUGCUUAUGUUUGGAUUC